AUGUCAACAAAGCAUUUACGGCGACUGAUUGAAGAAAAGGAGCAGGAGCAGGCUAAGGAAGAGCAAGAAGAAGAAGAGGAUCUAGUACCGCAGAGAAGUGGACCAGUGAACCGCUUCGCUGCAUUCGUAGAUGACGGAGAUGGCUCCGGGAAAAGUGAUGCAGAGGAACUCCAGCCGAGCGCAGAUCGCGAUACGAGGUUUUACGAGCCACUGGGUGUUGAUCAGGUGGUUAAGCCUGAUCCUCGACUCUUUGAUGCAGCUGCAGAGCUUAAGAGAGCGCUUGGAAAAAGUUUCAAGAUAAACUGCUCCAGUACGAAUCGUUCCCAUCGUACAGCUAACAAAGCGGGAAAACUCGUUAAGCAAAAGCACACGUGGCCGCCUAUUAGGAGCAUAGGGGAGAAAGGCCAAGAGAAAUGGUUCAAGUUCGUGCAUAAUUCGCAUUACGAACAACUCGAAAGAUCGGAUGAAAUACUUACUGACAAUCAGCUAUCACUUGGAAUUCCGUUCUCUGGCUGGGCGAAGCAUUGUUCGAAAAUGCAGGAGGAUAUCACUCAGUCUUGUGAUUUAAUAGAGCGGGGAAUCUUUUACUGCGAGCAAGCAAUGGCGAGCACGUUCCAUCCGAGUUCGUUUUAUCAUCGCGUAGACUACUUGGACUACGAGAAUAGAGCAUUUUAUCUAUUGCUGCAUCGACAUAUGCUGAACUGCAUUCAUAAACGGUAA
Cooperia oncophora is the source of this 720-nucleotide messenger RNA. The record is from the annotation of a GenBank genome assembly. NCBI's taxonomy places the organism in Eukaryota, Metazoa, Nematoda, Chromadorea, Rhabditida, Trichostrongylidae.